Molecule: messenger RNA, 1344 nt
Organism: Malassezia globosa CBS 7966
Lineage: Eukaryota; Fungi; Basidiomycota; Malasseziomycetes; Malasseziales; Malasseziaceae
Exons: 1
Coding region: 1-1344 (447 amino acids)
Molecular function (GO): FMN binding; oxidoreductase activity
Source: RefSeq, a predicted model, not a curated record
AUGGGAUCAAAGACCGAUCUGCUAUGGUCAACCAUAACCUUGCCAUGCGGCGCAGUGAUUCCAAAUCGGUUUACCAAAGCCCCCAUGGAGGAAAUGCUGUCGACUUUGGGCGGGGGUAAGCCAAAUGACGACGUGUACCGUCUCUACAAAGCAUGGGCUGACGGUGGCUGGGGCUUGAUUAUCACGGGAAAUGUCGCUGUGGAUCGCCGCUACAUCGGCAUGUUCUUUGAUAUGGUUGUGCCUGAUGCAGGCAAUGAAAAAGUCGAUGCCGAGUAUCUGACGGAGUUCAUCAAAUAUGCACGCGCCACAAAGGGCUUUGAUGUCGGUGACGCACGCGCUGACUCCUCGCCACCGGACGGACGCCGCCCAUUGGCAGUCGUGCAGCUUGUGCACUGUGGGCGUCAAUCGAUGCGCUGCGCAUACAGAAUGCCAUGGGUUCCAGCUGUUGCACCUUCUGUUGUGCCUGUUCAGACAUUCAGAGAUAAGCGUAGCUGGUUCGAUGCCAUCAUGUUUGGCACACCACAUGCAUUGACUUUCGAUGAGGUUCAGGAUGUGAUUCAUCGCUUCAUCCGUGCUGCCGUCUUCAUGGAAAAGGCGGGCUUCGAUGGCAUUGAGCUUCACGCUGCUCAUGGAUACCUACUCUCGAGUUUCCUGAGUCCAAAGACCAACCUUCGAGACGACGAGUAUGGCGGCGAUGCUGAGCGCCGCUUCCGUAUAAUUCGGGAAAUUAUCGAGGGAAUCCGAGAGAAGGUCUCGCCAAAGUUUGUCGUUGGCAUCAAGCUAAACUCCAGUGACUACAUUCAUGGUGGACAGACGGAGGACGAUGCACUGCAGAACGUCAAGUGGCUGGCAGAGACCAACAUGGUGGACUUUGUGGAGGUGAGUGGCGGUAGCUACGAGUCGCCAGCAUUCGCCGAGAGUGCCUCAGAGCGAACGAAACAGCGCGAAGGAUUCUUUGUUGGAUUUGCGCAGCGCGCACACAGUAUCCUUCCAUCUGGCUGUCGAAUGUGCAUCAUUGUUACGGGCGGCUUCCAAACACGCGCUGGCAUCUAUGACACCCUAGCAUCUGGUGUGGCAGAUUCUGUUGGCAUUGGACGCCCAGCAUGCCUCGAACCACACUUGCCUCGCAAGUUAAUGGAUUCGACUGUUUCAGAUGAGGAUGCCAAGGCGGUUGUGUGGAAGCCCCCAGCACCACCCGUAUUUAUUCCGAAGUUGCCACUUGCUGGAUUCGGCUGGGCGACCAUGUGGCACUCUGCUCAACUGCAUUUGAUCGCACAUGGAGAUCCGACGGAUCCUCAUGCAAGUAUGGGAUCAUUCUUCUACAACUUGCACUUUUGGAAGUAG